Molecule: messenger RNA, 3648 nt
Organism: Cygnus atratus (black swan)
Lineage: Eukaryota; Metazoa; Chordata; Aves; Anseriformes; Anatidae
Gene: CEP41
Product: centrosomal protein 41
Exons: 9
Coding region: 454-1461 (335 amino acids)
Biological process (GO): protein polyglutamylation; cilium assembly
Cellular component (GO): ciliary basal body
Source: RefSeq, a predicted model, not a curated record
UGUGUCGCCGCCGUCGGUUUUAAAUCGCCCCCGUGAAUCCGAUCUCGUCUCGUGCAGGAGAUCUUCUUGUUUCGUCGGGCUUCGGGAGCCCAGCAGAAGCUUUCCCGUUGUGUCUGCGCUGAAUGGGCACCUUGUGUCCCCAGGCAGUUUAGAAACUUCUCUCCCUUGGUUUCUCAUGGACAGAUGACACCGUUUGGACUCAGCUUUAGGUACCCAGCACAGUCAGCUCUCUGUUUCUCGGGUAACGUGAGAGAGAGACUUUACACCGUGAGCCUGCCGUGGAAUCGAAAACGAUAAGGCAGCUGGAACCCCGAUUGUUUGCCCUUCGGAGGGCUGGCUCGAGGAGAGGCACCGAGUCUCUUCCCUUUCUCUGGCGUUGCUGAAGCGCAGAGAAGAACUUCUGUGAAUAUACGACGGAGUAAUCGCAGCUUGAGACUCGUUUCCUGGAGCAAAAUGUCAGAGAAUCCAAACGGACUUCCCGGGACAGCACCAGAUUACAGAUACAAAAAGGAUGAGCUCUUUAAAAGAUUGAAAGUGACUACUUUUGCCCAGUUGGUCAUCCAGGUUGCUUCUCUAUCUGAUGAAACCUUAGGAGUGAUGAAUGAGGAGAUCCACAAGCUAGAAGAUGGUGCUUCCGAUGCAGAUGCUGAACUCACGGCAGGGACAAAUGGGAAAGGAAGCCCCAGUGGGACACCACCCAGUCCAGUCCUGUUCAUAAACAGCACAGGAGCUGGGGAAUCAUACCGGUCCACGCUGCAGAGUGUGAUAAGUGGUGUUGGUGAGCUGGAUAUAGAAAAGGACACUCCAAAGAAAGCGGACGCUGAGGCUAAAGACAUGCCUUAUCCCGACUGCCCCUUCCUGCUUCUGGACGUACGAGACCGAGAUGCUUAUGACCAAUGUCACAUCGUUGGAGCUUAUUCAUAUCCUAUUGCAACGCUGUCUAGAACCAUGAACCCGUAUACAAAUAGUAUUUUGGAAUAUAAAAAUGCCCAUGGGAAAAUCAUAAUUCUGUAUGACGACGACGAGAGGCUGGCCAGCCAGGCUGCCACGACCAUGUGUGAGAGGGGCUUUGAGAACUUGUUCAUGUUAUCCGGAGGCCUGAAAGUCCUUGCACAGAAGAUCCCAGAAGGACUCGUCACCGGCUCGCUCCCCCCAUCCUGCCAGGGGGCAGCUCCCCCUGGAUCCGCGCGAAAAAAGGCCGCUCCCAAAGCGCCACCCACGCGUGCCGAGAAUAAGUGGAGAUUUUCUGCAGAAGAUCUACAGAAGAUUAAGUACUACCUAGAAGAGGAGCAGAUUCCUUCAGAUACUGCCAGCCGUCUUAGCAGUGGCUCUUCAGGGCGCGAUUCCAAGGCAACGACUGUGAGGAGCAGCCCCAGCCUCCCCACCGCUGCUGCCAACGCGGGGUCUCUCACCACCCGCUCGUUCAGCAGGAGCAGCCUCCAGAACAGGCCGUGGAAAUAAGCAGCGGCGUCUCCUUCCAGUGAAUAAACGAACGUCCAGGUUCUGGGAACCCUGAGCAGUGCGGCCCGUUUGUCGUUUUAGGAAUCCACGGGGAAAAGCAGCGGUGGUUUAUAAAAGGCAGCUCGGGUAAGGCAGGGGGAGCUGGAAGGGUUGAGGUUUUAUAGAAGCAGCGACAUUGGCAAGGCUGACCUUUAGGUGCAGUGUCAGGACAGGACUGGUAUAACUGAUUUUGUAGGGGAGGGAAAGAAAACUGGUUGCGAAGCCCGUGACCAGCAGGAACGGUGCUGUGAAACUUGUAGUUCAGACUGAAGAAUUUGCGUCUGUAACUAAUGCUCCCUCUGCGCUGUGCCCAGAGCUGCAGGUUGUGCUAACGGGAGAGCACGUGAAGGUCAGCGGGCCAGAAAAGCAUCUGUGAGCAAAAACCUUGCUGUUUUUUUUAGCGGAGAUGCGAAUUGCCAAAAUAACGCAGAGGGGAUUCCGUAACUUCUUUUUUUAAAAAUGUUUAUGAGCAGAAGUAUUUGUAAUAAAGCUGGUUUUGGAAAUAAUGCCCAGCAUGGCACAGUAAUGUGACGGUUGUCUUGACUCGUGGGCAACUUGUGAACUAGUUCUGUAUUUUUGAAGGUGAGUUGGAAGGGAAAACAACUGAUUCUUCUCCCUUGUUGUCGGCACCGUUUGACUUCUAACUGUGCUUUUUCUGCUUUGUUCUUUGCUGUGGUUAUGGAGAAUGCUCCUGUGCUGUGUUUUGGGCUCUGGAUAAGAUGAGAGGGGAAAGCUGUGAGCUGAGCAGGGUUUUAGCUGGCUCUUACAGCGAGAUCAGCUGCCGUGCCCCUCUUCCAGAUGUGCAAGCAGAGUUGUCUCCCUGGUUCAACUGCACACCAGUGGUUUCUCCAUUUUCCUACUUGGAGUAGCUCCUUUAAGGUUAGGGUGGCUGAAGGGAAAUUGUCUUUUGCCCUCUCACCGGGGCCCCUAAAACCUAGACAGGACGCAAAUCUGGUAACUGAACGGGGCACGAAGAUUUUGCGGAAAACCGGUACCACAGCUUUCAUCAAAUCGGUGCUUUCAUCAUACCAGUAUUGCCUGGGUGACCUAGAAAUCGUCUGAAACUCAACAGUGGGAAAAACGAUGCAGGGUGCGGAGAAAGCAGAACCAAGGCUACCCGUGUUUGUAGAUGGUUGUGGAGAGAUCCUGCUCCUCUCGGCUCCUCUCGCCUUCACCUAGAGUGUUGCUCAGCUUUAUCUGGCUUUGGCUUCUUGGUCUUGUGUUUUAAUGUGCGUGGCUUUUGGGGUUGUUUUUUUUUUUUCUUCUUCCCCUUUUGACAUAGGCAAAUGAUCUUUAACAGACCCCUAAAUUCACUCCUGGUGCAGGUCAUAGGGGAAACUUAAGGUGAAAGGGCAAGGUGAGAGAAAUUACAAGUGAUUCCCAGUUUAUCAGUUUAAGACUCCUCAUUCCUGAGGACACUUAUCACAACCUCUCUCUGUACCUCCGCUGCAGGAGUGAGCUUUGCCUUCUGUACCCGUGACCCCUUGGAAUGGUUAGGAUAAUCCUUGUGAAAGCAAGGAAGAGGUUGUGUAACGAGCUGCUUUUCUGCCUCUGGACUAAUCUUUUCAGAUUUUUUCACUCAUUUUAGUGACAAAUACCGGUAGCAGAGCAGAACCACAGAAUUUAGCUCUGGGUCUCUCCGUGAGUCUUAAAUCAGAGAAGUGCUCACACAGGUGAGAUUCCUGUGCCAGGGACUGGCAGGCUCAUUCUGAUGAGAGCCAUAAGCUCAGACCUCUCCAGAGAAGUGCGAAGUGACCAGCACAAACCUCCCACGCUGUGUAGGGAUGCUGUGAGGGGGAGGAAGAGGGGAGAAAGGAAGGGCAGAGCCACGUUAAAAGUAUCCUGAAGGACUAUGCAUACUUCAGAGUUGAAUGCCCGUGUUUUCAAAUAUGGAUCUAUAUUUUUUUAUAUGUAACAAAAGCCCAGUAAAGUGAGGUAUCUUAAAGUCCUCAGCUUCCCAGAGAACCCUUGAAUGGUUGAAGUUGUGCAAAGCAGCUUUUACUUGGACAAGCUGCCCUUCCAACCCAUCCACUAAGGAUCACCUGGUGUCUUGCGUUUCCACAGGGAGCGUGCAUGUUUGUACUUAGUGCUGCAAGAGGCAGGUUGGCCAAGUGUAAACACCCAAAUAAAACAAUAAAAAAAAAAAAA